Messenger RNA from Helianthus annuus (common sunflower), 668 nucleotides. RefSeq names its product probable histone H2AXb. Lineage: Eukaryota; Viridiplantae; Streptophyta; Magnoliopsida; Asterales; Asteraceae. The record is from RefSeq and is a predicted model, not a curated record. Gene Ontology annotation, cellular component: nucleosome. The transcript is spliced from 2 exons. Gene Ontology annotation, molecular function: protein heterodimerization activity; DNA binding; structural constituent of chromatin. The coding region runs from base 79 to 507 and encodes 142 amino acids.
UACACCGUCAAUCCCAAAUCACAUUCUCUUCCAACUAGGGUUUAUCAUUCAUCAUCAAGAUCCAUCACAUUCAACAAAAUGAGUUCCAAAGGCGAUACCGAUUCUAAGAAAGGCGGCAGAGGCAAGUCCAAGGCCACGAAAUCAGUCUCCCGAUCUUCCAAAGCCGGACUCCAGUUCCCCGUCGGCAGGAUUGCUAGAUUCCUCAAAGCCGGAAAGUAUGCGGAGCGUGUCGGUGCCGGAGCCCCUGUUUAUCUGUCGGCGGUCCUCGAAUACCUUGCCGCUGAGGUUUUGGAGUUAGCGGGAAAUGCUGCAAGGGAUAACAAGAAAAGCAGAAUAGUUCCAAGGCACAUACAAUUAGCGGUAAGGAAUGAUGAAGAACUGAGCAAGUUGUUGGGUUCGGUGACGAUUGCAAACGGUGGUGUUUUACCCAACAUUCAUCAGACUUUGCUACCACAUAAGGUUGGCAAGGAUAAAGGAGAUAUUGGUUCUGCUUCUCAGGAGUUUUAGAGACAGAUUUUUCUGUUUCGUAAUCAACUUUAUUUUGUCUGCAUUUUGCUUACAGUAUUUUGUAAAAAUGAUGUUCACUUUGGCAUUUGAAGUUGUUAUGAUGGUUAUGCCUAAUCGGGUUUCAGCAAUAUAAACAAUUUUGGCUAGAAGUUUUUAUGCUA